AGUAGACAGAAAAGUUUGUUGAAUGAACAGGUAUCCCUUUAAUCUCUUUUCAUAUGCAUAGAUCUUUUUAACAAUAAUUAAUAGACUUUGUUUUAGCAUUGUUUUAGCAUUGUUUUAGUUUUACAGCAAAAUUGAGGGGAAAGAACAUAUCCCCUCCCACGCUCACCCUGUCCCCCAAAACCUCCCGUACCAUCAACACUCUGCAUCGGUGUGGUAAAUUUGUUACAACUGAUGAACUAGUAUAGAUAUAUCGUCAACCAAAGUCCAGAAUUUGUGAGGUUUCACUCUGUGUAUUGUACAUUCUAUACACCUAAGACAAGUAUCCACCAUUGUACUAUCAGACUAUACAGGCCGUAAAAGUCUCCUGUGGUCCACAUAUUCAUCCCUCCCUCCCUGUAACUCCAUGACAACUACUGAUCUUUUUUUACUGUCUCCAUAGUUUUGCCUUUACCAGAAUGUCAUAUAGUUGUAAUCAUACAUUAUGUUGUCUUCUCAGAUUGGCUUCUUUCACUUAGAAAUAUACUGUUAAGAGUCCUCCAUGUCUUCUUGUGGUUUGAUAGCUCAUUUUUUAGUGCUGAAUAAUAUUCUGUUGUAUGGAUAUACCAUAGCUUUUUUAUCCAUUCACCUAGUAAAGGACAUCUUGGUUGCCUUCAAGUUUUGGAAAUUACGAAUACAGCUGCUGUAAACAUUUGUGUAUACAUGUUUGUAUGGACACAGGCUUUCAACUCACAAGAAACUGCAUAACUGUUUUCCAAAGUGGCUGUAACAUUUUGCAUUCCCACUAGGAAAGAGUGAGAGUUCCUGUUGCUCCACAUCCUCAUCAGCAUUUGGUGUUCUCAGUGUUUUGGAUUUUAGUCAUUCUAGUGUGUAAUACUUUCUCACUAGUUUUCUAAAUUUGCAAUUCCCUAGUGACCUAUGAUGUUGAGUAUCUUUUCAUAAGCAUAUAUGUAUGGUGAGGUGUCUGUUCAGAUCUUUUGCCCACUUUUAAUCAGUUUGUGCAUUUUCUUAUUGUUACAUUUUAAGAGUUCUUUGUAUAUUGUGAGCAACAAUCCUGUAUCAAGUAUGUCUUUAGCAAAUAUUUUCUCCCAGUCUGUGGCUUAUCUUCUCAUUCUCUUGACAUAUAUAUCUUUUUACAUUAUGCGAUCAUGUGCACAUUUUAUAACUUGCUUUUUAAUAUAACACAAGUAUAUCCAAUUUUGCUUUAAACUUCACAUUUUAAAGGGCUGCGAAAUAAUCAUCACAUUUCCUCCUCUGUAACCCCACUCUACAGAUGAAGGGAGAUGAAUGGUAAUUUGCAUAGGCUAACCCGCAGAGCUCCCGGACCCUCCUAGGCAGUGUCCCCACUGUAACCCAACCAGUGCUUUCCGCUAGGUCAGGCCGCCUCCCCUUCGCGAGCAGAGGUUUCUGUCUCUUCUUUUCUUUAGGCCUACCGAUUCCCUUGAAACAAAAUAAAAGCGCGCUCCGUUAGCUGGCCUGAGCUCGGGGAUUUAAAACGUGGGAGCAAGGCCUGGCCUGGCGGGGCGGGCGCUCCGACAGUCCUCCUCGGCGGGAGGAGGCAGAGCGCGCAGUCCACGCCCUCCCGCCGAGCGCACUCGACGCGGACGCGCGGCCACCGACCGGCUCCCGGAGCGCGGCUGUCACGGCGGCCCCCACGUAGGGCGCCCGAGCACGGCUGUCCGGGCGAGACCGAGGGAGCGCGGCUGGACGGCGGGGCCACGGAGCCGGACACGGCAGAUUUCUUGACAGAGGGGAAAAAGUAUAAUUUUGAGCAUUCAGAAGGCAACCAGACAUGUCCUUGGACGACAUUAAGAUGAAAUCCAGUGACUUCCUGGAGAGGGAAUAUCUGGACAGUGGAGGCUUCGGAAAGGUGUCUUUGUGUUUCCACAGAACCCAUGGACUCGUGAUAAUGAAAAAGGUCUACACGGGGCCCAAGCGCACUGAGUACAACGAGUCCCUCCUUGAGGAGGGGAAGAUGAUGAACAGGCUGAGGCACAGCCGGGUGGUGAAGCUCCUGGGCAUCAUCAUAGAAGAGGGGAACUACUCCCUGGUCAUGGAGUACAUGGAGAAGGGCAACCUGAUGCAUGUGCUGAAAGCCGAGAUCAGUAUCCCACUUUCUGUAAAAGGAAGGAUUAUUACGGAGACCAUUGAAGGAAUGUGCUACUUACAUGGAGAAGGUGUGAUACACAAGGACCUGAAGCCUGAAAACAUCCUUGUUGAUGAUGACUUCCACAUUAAGAUAGCAGAUCUUGGCGUUGCUUCCUUUAAGACAUGGAGCAAACUAACCAAAGAGGAGCACAAUGAGCAGAGGAAAGUGAAUAGCACAUCCAAGAAAAAUGGCGGCACCCUCUACUACAUGGCCCCGGAGCACCUGAAUGACAUCAAUGCGAAGCCCACGGAGAAGUCAGACGUGUACAGCUUUGCCAUAGUACUUUGGGCAAUACUUGCAAAUAAGGAGCCAUAUGAAAAUGCCAUCUGUGAGCAGCAGCUGAUAAUGUGCAUCAAGUCUGGGAACCGGCCGGACGAGGAUGACAUCAAGAACUGCCCAAAGGAGGUCAUCGACCUCAUGCAGCUCUGCUGGCAAGCUGAUCCGGAAGCUCGGCCAACAUUUCCUGGCAUUGAAGAAAUAUUUAGGCCUUUUUAUUUAAGUCAACUAGAAGAAAAUGUAGAAGAGGAUGUGAAGAGUUUAAAGAAAGAGUAUCCAGACCAAAAUGCAAUUGUAAAGAGAAUGCAAUCUCUCCAACUUGAUUGUGUGGCAAUACCUCCAAGCAGGUCAAAUUCAGCCACAGAGCAACCCAGCUCACUGCACAGUUCCCAGGGACUUGGGAUGGGUCCUGUGGAAGAGUCCUGGUUUGCUCCCUCCCUGGAGCACCAGCAGGAAGAGAAUAUUCCCAGCCUACAGAGUAAACUCCAGGAGGAAGCCAACUACCAUCUUUUUGGCAGUCGCAUGGACAAGCAGACGAAACAGCAGCCCAGACAGAAUGUGGCUUAUAACAGAGAGGAGGAAAAGAGACGAAGGGUCUCCCAUGACCCUUUUGCACAUCAGAGACCUUAUGAGAAUGUUCACAACGCAGGGGUAAAGAGCUUUGCUUACCCCAGCACACCCAGUCAUGGUGAUGCAGUGCACCCGCCAGUGGGGCCAACCAGCCAGCCCCAAGUACCAUACUGGAACAAUGGAUUGUAUAGUCCACAUGGUUUUGGAACAAGACAAUUGGACCCAGGAACAGCAGGUCCAAUUUGGUAUCCGCCAAAUUCAAGCCAUAUACCUAGUCUAUAUAAAACUCCAGUGCCUGAGACCAACGUGGUAGGAAACACACCAACCAUCCCAUUCACCUCCCUGUCACCAACAGACGAGCCUAUAAAAUGCACCAUAUUCAAUAGUAGUGGCAUUCAGAUUGGAGCCUACAAUUACAUGGAGAUUGGUGGAAUGGGUUCAUCACUACCAGAGAGCACAAACAUGAACUUGAAAGAAGAGCCAGCUUCUAAGUACCAAGAUAUCUUUGAUAAUACCACUAGUCUGACUGAUAAACACCUGGACCCAGUCAGGGAAAAUCUGGGAAAGCACUGGAAAAACUGUGCCCGUAAGCUGGGCUUCACUCAGUCUCAGAUUGAUGAAAUUGACCAUGACUAUGAGCGAGAUGGACUCAAAGAGAAGGUUUACCAGAUGCUCCAGAAGUGGCUGAUGAGGAAAGGCGGAAAGGGGGCCACAGUGGGAAAGCUCGCUCACGCACUCUACCAGUGUUCCAGAACAGACCUUCUGAACUGCUUGGUCCAGGUCAGCCAGAACUAGCCCUGGAGGGCAUCGGCAGCAGAAGCAGCCGCCUCACUGGGUGCACAGCCUGCUGGAAAGUGCGCUGCCUAGGCCCUCCCUGAAAUGGGUUCUGUGUCUGCACUUCGUAGCUGCAGAAUGGAAAAGCAAUCUGCAGUAAACAGCCACUCUCAGGAAAGUGUAAACCUUUUAAUGUCCCAGCACCAAUCAGAAGAGAGUGAUUGGGUUUUGAAAAGGAGAGAACCAGGAAGGCCACUUUCUUUCAGCUCAUGCCAUGACCCACGACCAUGCUAGUUGUUCAGCUUCCUGGAGUUUGAGAAAAAAAAUUCAGAGAACAUAAAAUAAAUCAGCUUUCUUAUUUUAUGCUCUCUUCCACAUAGACUCCUGUUAUAACCAAAGUACUAUAAAAUUCUAAGUCCUGUGCAGAGUUUUUGUGUAUUAUAACUGCAAUUUGUCCCCAAAUUAAAGGGUCUGUUAAUGUCAGUAUCAAAUGCUAUAAAGCACUACAGGCUUUAAGAAUUACAUGCACUCUCUAUUAUAUUAAGUUAUAAAUUAAUUUUUAACUGAAUUUACAUUUAGUUAAUUUGUAAAUUAACCAAAGAGAUUUUAAAGGUUGGUACUAAGGAGGGGAAACAAUGGCGGGGGGGGAGGACCAUUAGAAUUUCCCAGGCUAUUGUUGCAAGGAAUUGCUACUAAAUGUGACUACUACAAAAAUUGAUUAAUUUUUUAAAUACUUUCCUAGCAUUCUGGUACUUUCACCUAGCCUGGGUGUCCUGAAGAGGGAACAGGUAUGCAGGGAAUAUUAAUAUCUUCACAUCUGGUUGUGACUGGAGCCUCAGAGCUGAUCACCAUUAAACCGCUUCCUCAGUUUACCCCAGUGUACUAUAUAAAUGUUUUUAUUUUUCUCUGUGUGCCACAAAGUAAAAAAGGACAGCUUCCAAAUCUGGCAACUGUAUAGUCCUUGACCUUCCAAAACCAACCUGAAACCUGAAACCUGAAGGAACUAUUAAUAGAAGAGUAGGAGACUGAAUCCCAGCAGGCCAUCUGGAGUGUCUGCUGGUGGUUUGCUAAACAAAAAGGAAACGCCAUGUGCUUAGCUCUGCCAAGGGGGCGGGCAAUCGCAGUACAGUGAUGGUCAGAAUGGAUUCUGGUGUCUUGGUGGUACUGGUUCUGAUUCUGAGUCCUCAACUCCAGCAGACACACAUGCGCCCCUGAAGUGGGCUGAAAGUAGUGUUUCUCUCCCUUGGCACAGCUGGCACCUUGGGCUGGGUAGUUCUUUGUGGUGGGGGCUGUUGUGUGCCUCAUAGGAUGUAUGGAAGCAUCCCUGGCCUCUACCUCCUAGAUGUCAAUAGUUCUCCUCUUCCUCCCUCUCUUAGUUGUGACAAAAAUAUCUCUAGACACUGCCAAAUGUUCUUUGGAAGGGCAGAAUCACCCUGGUUAAGAAGGCCACUCCCAUACAGUGACAUACCUCCAUUCUGUUCACACAUCCGGGCUCACCGCUGAGACUCCCCACAGAAUUAGAUCACGCAGGCCGAGAGGGAGAUUGGAGGUUGGACAGCGUCCACCUUUCAUCAGAGGCGCCUGGGUAAUUUCUUUUCUAAAUGUAUCCCUUGUUCUGCUAUCCUAACAGUGUUCUAAAGUUUCUGAAAUUGCAAAGAGGAUUGAUCAAUGUUAGAUAAAAAUGCAGUUUUUUAAAUGAACUUUUUAAAAUAAAAUUUUAUACCUCAACUACA
This is a messenger RNA of Microcebus murinus (gray mouse lemur), 5499 nucleotides long. It is a transcript of the gene RIPK1, whose product is annotated as receptor interacting serine/threonine kinase 1. Gene Ontology annotation, molecular function: ATP binding; JUN kinase kinase kinase activity; protein binding. The record is from RefSeq and is a predicted model, not a curated record. Gene Ontology annotation, biological process: protein phosphorylation; signal transduction. NCBI's taxonomy places the organism in Eukaryota, Metazoa, Chordata, Mammalia, Primates, Cheirogaleidae.